UUGGCUAAUGUGAUUUGUGACUCCAGUAGUGCGAGGUAGGUUCUGUGUGAGGGAAAGAAACACCUGGGGGAGAAAAAAAAAAAACAGGUCAUUGCUACUACAGGUUAGAAAAUGUCCACGAUGUCUGAACCACUUACAUUAGAGAAAGAGUAAUUGGUGUAUAUCUCCUUUGAACUAGCCAAGCAGUUGCUGUGAUCAUUUGAAAACCAUACCAUUUUGGACCGUCUUGAGGAAGUAGUCCUAAUUGUUUUGACUUUAAGUUUGGGAGAUUUUCAGUUUCUCCCUUCAUCAUAAAAUCUCUUGACCAGAUAAUCAGCAAUGUGAUGUUAACCGGGCAAUUGAAUUAUUGGAAAUUCUUCAAAUGAAGGGUGAAAUUGCUACACCUAAUAUGUCUGCCCUACAGAAGGUAUUACAAAGUGACUUCCUACAGACUGUGCGAGAAGUGUACGAACAUGUGUACGAAACAGUUGAUAUCGCUGGCACUCGUGAAGCCCGUGCCAAUGCUACAGCAAAGGCAACUGUAGCUGCCUUUGCUGCCAGUGAGGGACAUGCCCACCCUCGUGUUGUAGAACUGCCUAAAACUGAAGAUGGUCUUGGUUUCAACGUGAUGGGAGGAAAGGAGCAGAACUCUCCUAUAUACAUUUCCCGAAUUAUUCCUGAUGGCGUGGCCGCAAGAGAGGGUGGCCUUAAACGUGGCGACCAACUGAUAUCUGUCAAUGGAGAGAGUGUGGAAGGAGAACACCAUGAGAAAGCUGUGGAACUGCUCAAGAACGCUGUGGGUACAGUUCGAUUGGUUGUGCGGUAUACACCUAAAAUUCUCGAAGAAAUGGAAGCCAGAUUUGAUAAAACCCGUUCUGCUAGACGAAGAGCUUCACCUUAGAUUCUUCAUCAAGUUCAGGAGGGAUUUAUAUUUCCAACCAUUCCACCCAUGUGAUUAAUUUCCAUGGGAUCAUCUUCAAACGCCUCCCACCCUCCUCCAUUUCUCUUGUUAACUUUUCGGAUGUAGUUAGUUGGUCUUUUCAAUAAUCUGUAUAUCUUUGUAAACUGCCGAGUUAACCCACUUCAUAUGAGACACAUAUUUCAAGAAAAUUUUAUCAUCAAGGUUUUCCCUUUCUUUUCCUUUUUAUUCUAGAAAUGUAUUCUUGUCUUCUUCACAAGAUGUAAAAAUUGAUUUCUGUCGUCCUCUUUUAUUGAGGCAACUUUUCAACAAGGAAGAAGACUCACAUAUAAAUGUAUGCAUGUGUUUGUGUGUGUGUUUGUGUGUGUGUGUAUAUAUAUAUAUAUAUAUAUAUAUAUAA
Messenger RNA from Octopus sinensis (East Asian common octopus), 1298 nucleotides. RefSeq names its product protein lin-7 homolog C. Gene Ontology annotation, molecular function: protein binding. The record is from RefSeq and is a predicted model, not a curated record. The coding region runs from base 362 to 880 and encodes 172 amino acids. Gene Ontology annotation, biological process: protein localization to basolateral plasma membrane; maintenance of epithelial cell apical/basal polarity; neurotransmitter secretion. Gene Ontology annotation, cellular component: cell-cell junction; synapse; basolateral plasma membrane. The transcript is spliced from 7 exons. Lineage: Eukaryota; Metazoa; Mollusca; Cephalopoda; Octopoda; Octopodidae.